This is a messenger RNA of Staurois parvus, 431 nucleotides long. The record is from the annotation of a GenBank genome assembly. NCBI's taxonomy places the organism in Eukaryota, Metazoa, Chordata, Amphibia, Anura, Ranidae.
GCUCUGUCAUGGGAUCAGCUGUGUCCAAUUACAGCUGAUCGCAUAGGGGACAUCUACACUGCUCAUCAGGGCACUGAUGAUCAGUGUAGCCCCAGCAGUGCCACCUGUCAGUGCCCAUCAAUGCCAACUGCCUGUGCCCAUAUCAGUGCCACAUCAAUGCCACAUAUCGGUGCCUACCAGUGCACAUCAAUGCCACAUAUCAGUGCCCAUCUGAGCUGCCUUUCAGUGCCACCUAUCGGUGCCAGUCAGUGCCACCUAUCAAAGCCAGUCAGUGCCACCUAUCAGUGCUGCCAGUCAGUGCCGCCUAUCAGUGCCAGUCAGUGCCACCUAACAGUGCCACCUAACAGUGCCAGUCAGAACCGCCUAUCAGUGCCAUAUAUGAGUGCUGCCUUUUAGUGCCCAUCAGUGAUGCCCGCCAAUGCCCAUCAGUG